AGAACAGGAGGAUUUGCGGACAGGAAACUCAAACCAAACUUCAUAUUGAGAUCUGACUCAAUUCCUCAGGACUGGAAUAUCAUCGACCUUUGAAUGUGGAAGGAGAAAUGUCUGUUCUGUCUGUGGUAAAAGAUUUCAAACAUCGUUGUGACUGGAAAAGCACCGAGACACACACACACAAUUGAGUGAGAGUGUUCCAGUGAACUGACUGUGGAAAGGGCUUUAACCAGUUACACAAUCUGAAAAAACAUCACACGAUUCACAGCGGGGAGAAACUGUACACGUGUUCUGUGUGUGGAUGAGGCUUCAACUGAUCAUCCAACCUGGAGAGACCCAGGGACACCUGCAGCAUGGAGAAACCAUGGAAAUGUGGGGACUGUGGGAAGAGAUUCAGUUGUCCAUCCCACCUAGAAACUCAUCGACGCACUCACACUGGGGAGAGACCGUUCAUCUGCUCCGUGUGUGGGAAGGGAUUUACUCAGCCAUCCAGCCUCAUGUCACACCAGCGAAUUCACACUGAGGAGAAACCUUUUAAAUGUUCUGACUGUGGAAGAAGCUUUAGGAGCUCCGGCUGUUUAAUUCAACAUCAGGGACUUCACACAGGGGAGAGACCGUUCACCUGCUCCGAGUGUGAGAAGAGACUUGCGUCUUCAUCUCACCUCACAAAGCACCUACGUGUGCACACGGGGGAGAGGCCAUUCACCUGUCCUGAGUGUGGGAAGAGAUUCAGGUGUUCAUCCAACUUCACUGAACACCUACGUGUGCACACGGGGGAGAGGCCGUUCACCUGCUCUGAGUGUGGGAAGGGAUUCACUUGUUCAUCCCACCUUGCUGAACACAAGCGAGUUCACACUGGAGAGAAACCAUUUGUCUGCUCCAUGUGUGGGAAGGGAUUCACUACGUCAUCCCAGCAUCUGACCCACCAGCAGGUUCACACUGAGGAGAGACCAUUCACCUGCUCCACGUGUGGGAAGAAUUCUGGAAUGGCAACAAUGGAUUGGAUGGUGGAAAAUGUAAUCCCAGUAUUCAAGAAAAGCAGGAGAGAGGAUACGGGGAAACACAAGCCAUUUAGCUGGACAUCAGUCAUCAAGAAAGCACUGGAAUCUAUUAUGAAGGAAGUGGUAACAUUGCACUUAGAAAAGGACAAUUUAAUUAGACAAAGUGAACAUGGUUUGAUGAAAGGGGAACCGUGUUUGAUAAAGCUGAUAGAAUUUGUUGAGGAUGUAACUCGCCGGUUAGAUAAAGCGGAACCAGGGAAUAUAGCAUGA
This is a messenger RNA of Carcharodon carcharias (great white shark), 1268 nucleotides long. Its product is annotated as zinc finger protein 239-like. Bases 351 to 1268 code for a protein of 305 amino acids. The record is from RefSeq and is a predicted model, not a curated record. Gene Ontology annotation, molecular function: DNA-binding transcription activator activity, RNA polymerase II-specific; RNA polymerase II cis-regulatory region sequence-specific DNA binding. The transcript is spliced from 2 exons. Gene Ontology annotation, biological process: regulation of transcription by RNA polymerase II. Lineage: Eukaryota; Metazoa; Chordata; Chondrichthyes; Lamniformes; Lamnidae. Gene Ontology annotation, cellular component: nucleus.